AUGGACAUCACGGUUCGCGUUGAAGUGCAAUAUGUGGCGCCUGAAAAUGCUCUCAUUCGCGACGUGCUACAAAUGUUCCGCACACCCGCUUGGGUGCGUUUCAUGGUUCGUUAUAUCUCGCCGCACUUAAGAAAUGCCGCGCCUGCCGACAAGUCUGUCAUGGAUAGUCUCCCUUCCUGGAUUGUCAAUAAAAACAAUACUCUUAAGGUGGGCGCCAAGCGCGCAAUAUGCAAGGUAGCCGUCAGCUCUACGUGUGCACAGGAUUGUGUUAUCUGCUUGAGUGGCCUCGAGAGUGGUGAUGGAAAAUUCGUAUUGCUGCCUUGCGGCCACCAGUUUCAUCUAUUAUGUAUAAGCUCGUGGCUCAAGUUGCGAAGUACGUGUCCAAGCUGUCGGUUCCAGUUCCGUAAGGCCUUUUCCGGUAGUUACGCUGUGCGCACACUUAAUUCGGCGCUACUGCUCAAACAAGAGCACCGACCGUUGCCAAAGGAGCAGAUUCUUAACACGAGCGUAGGCCGCGAGACCAUUCGUGCUGUUGUUAAUGUUACGCUCAAUCAGAUUGAUGCGCACGCGAAGCAAAGUCAGUACCCGUGCGUUCUUAAUGCACUCAUGAUGCACUCAAAUGGCGACAGCUUUACUGAAACUGCGACAACAAACACUGCGCUGUCGAAGCAAAAAAAUAGUGGUAAAGGUGAUAAAGAGACCGAUGAUAGCGACAACGAGCAGCGUGCCAAGCGAAUGCGCAUAGCCUAG
Messenger RNA from Plasmopara halstedii, 750 nucleotides. RefSeq lists its product as hypothetical. The record is from RefSeq and is a predicted model, not a curated record. The transcript has a single exon. Gene Ontology annotation, biological process: ubiquitin-dependent protein catabolic process. Gene Ontology annotation, molecular function: ubiquitin protein ligase activity. The coding region runs from base 1 to 750 and encodes 249 amino acids. NCBI's taxonomy places the organism in Eukaryota, Oomycota, Peronosporomycetes, Peronosporales, Peronosporaceae.